This is a messenger RNA of Danio aesculapii, 2361 nucleotides long. It is a transcript of the gene pdia4, whose product is annotated as protein disulfide isomerase family A, member 4. The coding region runs from base 209 to 2134 and encodes 641 amino acids. Gene Ontology annotation, molecular function: protein disulfide isomerase activity. The record is from RefSeq and is a predicted model, not a curated record. The transcript has 10 exons. Gene Ontology annotation, cellular component: endoplasmic reticulum lumen; cell surface; endoplasmic reticulum. Gene Ontology annotation, biological process: protein folding; response to endoplasmic reticulum stress. NCBI's taxonomy places the organism in Eukaryota, Metazoa, Chordata, Actinopteri, Cypriniformes, Danionidae.
GACAAGUUCAAGUAAAGGAGUGGGGAAGCGAAGUGAGAAAAAAAGCAUUGAAAGAAAAAUGCGUGAGUUGUGGUGAGCUGAGGCAAAUCAUUCUUAUGAAACGUUGCCAUAACUAUCACAGUAUUUAUUCCUUUAACUACCGACAGCAGUGUAUGCGCUUCAGUGGAACCCUGAAAGCUAACUAAAGGAGGCGUGCGUAUUACAGACCAUGAAGAAGAUUACGCUUCUAUUGAUUGUGUUGCUUGGAGUGACACACUUCAUUAAGCCAAACCGAUGCGAUGAGGAUGCCAAAGAUGAUUCAGCAGAAGAUCUAGGAGAAGAGGAAGAUGACGACGAUGAUGAGGAUGAUGAUGCAGAUGACACUGAAGUAAAGGAAGAGAAUGGGGUGCUGGUCCUGACCGAUGCAAACUUUGACACCUUCAUUGAAGGCAAAGACACAGUAUUGGUGGAGUUUUAUGCACCAUGGUGUGGCCACUGCAAACAGUUUGCUCCUGAGUAUGAGAAGAUAGCUCAGACGCUGAAGGAAAACGACCCACCUAUUCCAGUGGCAAAGGUUGAUGCCACUAAAGCCAGUGGUUUGGGCAGCAGGUUCGAAGUUUCUGGAUAUCCCACCAUCAAAAUACUUAAAAAGGGAGAGCCCCUGGACUAUGAUGGGGAUCGGAGUGAGCAUGCCAUCGUGGAGCGAGUUAAAGAAGUUGCCCAACCAGACUGGAAACCUCCUCCAGAGGCUACACUAGUCUUGACUAAAGACAAUUUUGAUGAUGUGGUGAACAAUGCUGACAUCAUUCUGGUGGAGUUUUAUGCACCCUGGUGUGGCCACUGUAAGAGACUUGCACCUGAAUAUGAAAAAGCUGCUAAAGAGCUCAGCAACCGCACUCCUCCUAUUCCACUGGCUAAAGUCGAUGCCACUACAGAGAGCGAUUUAGCGACACGGUUUGGUGUUUCUGGCUACCCAACUCUCAAAAUCUUCAGAAAGGGAAAGGCUUUUGACUACAAUGGACCCCGGGAGAAGUUUGGUAUUGUCGAUUACAUGUCAGACCAGGCUGGGCCUCCAUCAAAGCAGGUCCAGACCCUGAAACAGGUUCAGGAGCUCCUCAGAGAUGGAGAUGAUGCUGUUAUUGUUGGUGUUUUCUCCAGCGACGAAGAUGCAGCAUAUGAGAUCUAUCAAGAAGCUUGUAACUCUCUGAGAGAGGAUUACAAAUUCAUGCACACCUUCAAUAUCGAUGUCACAAAAUUCCUCAAGGCCUCACCUGGACAAGUAGUCAUGCUCCAGCCAGAGAAGUUCAGAUCAAAAUAUGAGAGCGCAUCUCAUUCACUAACGAUUAAAGAUUCCACACCUGCUUCAGAAGUUCAAGAAUUCUUCAAGAAACACAUACUUCCUUUGGUUGGGCACAGAAAGCAGAGCAACGAUGCAAAGAGAUACACCAAACGACCGCUUGUGGUUGUUUAUUAUGGAGUAGACUUCAGCUUUGACUACAGAGUGGCCACACAGUUUUGGAGGAGCAAAGUGCUUGAAGUAGCAAAAGACUUCCCGGAGUACACAUUUGCCAUUGCAGAUGAGGAAGACUAUGCUGAUGAACUGAAGAGCCUUGGACUGAGUGAAAGUGGCGAGGAGGUGAAUGUUGGCAUUGUUGGUGAGGGAGGAAAGAAGUAUGCUAUGGAGCCAGAGGAAUUUGACUCCGAUGUUCUCCGGAGCUUUGUUAUGGCCUUCAAAAAAGGUAAGCUGAAACCUAUUGUAAAGUCUCAGCCACUUCCCAAAAACAACAAAGGACCAGUGAAGGUUGUGGUGGGAAAGACUUUUGAUGAAAUUGUCAUGGAUACAAAGAAAGAUGUCCUCAUUGAGUUCUACGCCCCGUGGUGCGGUCACUGUAAGAAGCUGGAGCCAGAUUACAUAUCACUUGGAAAGAAAUACAAGAACGAGAAGAAUCUUGUUAUUGCCAAAAUGGACGCCACUGCUAAUGAUGUACCUCAUGACAGUUAUAAAGUUGAGGGUUUCCCUACAAUCUACUUUGCUCCAAGCAACAGCAAGCAGAACCCCAUCAAAUUUGAAGGCGGCAAAAGGGAUGUGGAGGAAUUCAGCAAAUUUGUGGAAAAACAUGCUACGAAAUUAUCACACAAAAAAGAUGAACUCUAGGAGAUUCAAAGAACCCACAAACUUUAUACAAAUGCAGUUCCCUGAGAAUGGAAAUAUUCAGAAGGACUUUGUGACCUUCAAAAAAGAGAGAGAAUGUUUUGAUUUUGUUUUUGUACGUUCUUUUGUUUCUGGGAUCAAAACAUUGAGUAUUUUCAUUCCAAACUAAGCACUGUUGAUUAGGUUUAUUUCUCCCGAGUCUUUUAAAUAAAAUAAUGUAAAAACUUAAA